Laetiporus sulphureus 93-53 is the source of this 1804-nucleotide messenger RNA. RefSeq lists its product as uncharacterized. Bases 40 to 1581 code for a protein of 513 amino acids. Lineage: Eukaryota; Fungi; Basidiomycota; Agaricomycetes; Polyporales; Laetiporaceae. The record is from RefSeq and is a predicted model, not a curated record. The transcript has 3 exons.
ACGAACUGGAGCGUCGCAUGGGGGUUGGGGUGCCCCGCCAUGACUACUCAGCCUCCGACGCCUGAAGAGUUGCUAUGUAUUCUCCACUUAUAUGCUGGCUUUAACCGGUCAGCAUAUGAAGCUUCUGUCUCCGAACUCCGUCGCAUCAGCCCAGAACCGAAAGACAACGCCUGGAAACGCGAGCGACAGAUUGCAGAUGCUAUUGCUGCUGUAGUAACGCGGCGCGAGAAAGAAGUAUCAGCUGUCACUUGGACGGCGAGUAGCCGCAAUAUCACCAUCCACGUCGCACAGAACGGCGCCGUGGAUUCGGGUGUUGUGGACCAUCUCAAGUUGAUCUGGACAAAGUUGCAGGCGAUCAGCCGAUAUGGACCUCAGACCUCCGAGGAAGCUCUUCGGAAAACUCCUGACGAGGUGUUGGAUGAAGACCUCAUGGACUUGUGGAGGCAAACAUUCGACUACAUCUACACCACUUGUUUCCCCAAGCUGAGAGCUCGCAUCGCGAAGCGCCGACGAGAAGCGCAGGAGUUCAUUACUACCAUGAACGAUGCGAUAGCAUCGGAUGCCCGAUUACCCGACUCAGACACUCCAUUGAGCGAUAUAACCAUUUUGCGCAGGCUGUUGGCUUGCGUGCAACAAAUAUACGAACUUAUCGAUUUGCCUGCGUCCGAGGCCACGCCUAAGAUAGUCGACGUUCUUGCGGAAGAGCGACGUGACUGGGCACGAGCGACAAGGGAGAAUGGGCUUCUUAUGAUAAAUUGGCAAGCUAUUUUUGAGCAGCGGCAGCAAGAGAGAACUAUGGCAUCAAAUGCCAAAACCUUCGACUUUCGACGCUUCAUGGAGAAGGCCUACUCUCUCCACACCCAUAUUCAGACUCUUUGCCGUGCUGCGACAUCUUCUCGCAGAAAGGUUAUGUUCCAUGCAGAACUUGACGUGGUACUAGUGCAGCCUUACGCUGCCCUUUCACGUCCUUUUUCAUUUUCAGAAGAAGACAUCGGCUCUUUCAUUGAAAGUCUAUGUGAAGAUGGAUCCAAGACGCCGCAUGAGGAAGAGGAGGAAUCAAAGCCAGAGGAACAAGAAACCUGUCCAUUCAUCUCGCGAGAGCGUCUCCUAGCCCAGUUAGGCCAGUCAUACUCCAAAACAUCGCAAGUCGUGGACCUCUCUCGCCAGAUCCCUCACUGUGAAUGCACGCUGCUUGUAUAUCACACAACAACAUCCACUGAUCUCCCGCCACAUCCCUACAUUGGCGUCUCCCAGCUGUCUUGUUAUCCAUGUUACCUCUUUUUUGAGGCGUAUCGUCAAGCCGUGCCAAAAGGAGUACUGUGGGAGCUCAAGGGUACACAUGGAAAGAUCUAUCCGGGUUGGGUCAGGCCAAAAGGAUUGUCCCAGGAGGCGAACGAGAAAGUUGAACAGCUCAUGGUGAAGAAGUUGACGGAAAGGCUCCGCUUGAGUCUCGCAGAAGCAAAGAAAGCUCGCACACUUUCCGAUAGCACAGAUGCAUCGGGCAGUUCCGGGGCUUCUCUACGCACUGCUCAUAGAAAUCCAGCGUGGUCAUCAAUUUUGAAUGAACUCUCUCAAGGUUAGGUUGAUGCCCUCAGAGGUAUGGAAAAGUCAUACAGCGAUGGAGGUCAUUGUAAUCGAUUAGCAUGAGAGCAUUUGCACUAACGUUCCAGGAAAAACUACCCGGAGGUUUUGUACAUGUUUGAAACUGUAGGCGCCGCAUAGGCGACGUUUUUUGCAUGUUUUAAACUAGUUUUCAACAUCAUUACAUAAUGUAUCAUUACAUCUCCCAGUCGGAGGCCUGCAC